AUGUGUAUGCGUGCUAGUGCUUGUAAUGCAAAGUAUUUGCUCUUGGUUUUACUUGUUUGGAGCACUCUUUGUGCUUUGAUGAGUGGUAUUUGUUAUGGGAGGAAUAUAGAUGAUAGUAGUUUUUCUGAUCCUAAUCAUUGGAAUCCUGGUGGUGAUAGUGAUGAUGAUUAUUGUUUAUAUAGAAGUUGGAGGGGAUGUGGGAGUUUCAAUGGGAGAGGUGGUAGAAGUUCUAAAAGUGAAGAUGGUACUGGAGGUGGAGGUGGAGGUGGAGGAGGAGGUGGUGGUGGUGGUGGCAUUGGUGAGGGCUCAGGACAUGGUGAGGGUUAUGGUGCAGGUGAGGGAAAUAAUGGAGAUGGUGCAAUGAGUGGUGGAGGAGGGCGAGGAGGAGCAGGAGGAGGAGGAGGAGAAGGUGAUGGAAAUGGUGAGGGAUAUGGUCAUGGUAGUGGUUUUGGUGUUGGGGUGGGGUUUGGAAAUAUUGGGAAAGGAGGUGGUGGUGGAGGAGGUGGUGGUUUUGGUAAUGGUAUAGGUAGUGGAAGGGUAGGUCGGGGUAGUGGUUUUGGAGUGGGUGGGGGUAAUGGAGGACGUGGUGGUGGGGGAGGAGGAGGGAGUGGUGGUGGAAGUAGCUAUGGAGGAGGACAAGGUCAGGGAAGUGGUUUUGGAGGAGGUGGAGGAAUGAGUGGCUUAGAAGGAGGUGGAGGAGGAGAAGGAGGCGGUACAGGAACUGUUGGCAUGGGAGGGGGAGGAGGUGGAGGCUGGGGUGAAGGAGGUGGCAAUGGAGGUGAAGGUUUUGGUAGUGGUUUUGGUGCAGGCAUGGGUGGUACGGGAGGAGGAAUGGGUGGUGGAGGUGGAGGUGGAGGUGGAGAAGGUAGUAGUGGAGGGAAAGGUGAAGGUCACGGAAGCGGUUUUGGGGGAGGGUAUGGCUAUGGUAGUGGCUUUGGUGGUGGUAUGAAUACAAGUGGAAGUGAUACUGAUACCACCCAAAGUGAGGACAAUAACCAUGGUGCUAACAGUGACAUGGGAAUGGGUUUUGGCAUGGGCAUGGGUUUCGGUUUUGGAAUGGGGAGCAAUGGUGUAGGUGUAACUUCUCAUGUUGAUCCCAAGGUUCCUUAG
Molecule: messenger RNA, 1110 nt
Organism: Vicia villosa (hairy vetch)
Lineage: Eukaryota; Viridiplantae; Streptophyta; Magnoliopsida; Fabales; Fabaceae
Product: glycine-rich cell wall structural protein 1-like
Exons: 3
Coding region: 1-1110 (369 amino acids)
Source: RefSeq, a predicted model, not a curated record